This is a messenger RNA of Hypoxylon fragiforme, 1786 nucleotides long. RefSeq names its product FAD dependent oxidoreductase. The record is from RefSeq and is a predicted model, not a curated record. The coding region runs from base 279 to 1733 and encodes 484 amino acids. Gene Ontology annotation, molecular function: sarcosine oxidase activity; flavin adenine dinucleotide binding; proline dehydrogenase activity. The transcript has a single exon. Lineage: Eukaryota; Fungi; Ascomycota; Sordariomycetes; Xylariales; Hypoxylaceae.
AGUGGGGGGGGGUAUGCGUAUACUAUCCUACAUAGGUACUACUGUAGGUAUGUAGUAGAUAUUCGUAACAUUCUAGUUCCAUAUCUAUAGUCCGUACAUAAUGGAUCUAUAUAUACCUAGGUAUAUAUAUACUAGCUAGAUAGCAGUAUCGUGACAAUUUUGUAAUAUCUAGUGAAGAAAAAGUAUCGCUCUCAUCAUCAUCAUCAGCAUUACACACUAAACACCAACACCAUCCACCCUUGUGUUGCGUAUUGUACUUCGUACCUACAUCAUACAUAAUGCCGGAAGCGACCUCUAAUGGCGCCUCUACUCUUCCUCCUCCUCCUCCUCCUCACCCCCGCCCCACCCCCUCCAACAUCCUCAUCAUCGGCGCCGGCGUCUUCGGCCUCAGCACCGCCCACGCCCUAACCCAGGACCCCUCCUUCGCCUGCGCCUCCAUAACCAUCAUCGACCGCUCCCCCGACGCCGGCGUCUUCCCCUCCCCCGACGCCUCCUCGAUCGACUCCUCGCGCAUCAUCCGCGCCGACUACGCCGACCCCUCGUACGCCGCGCUCGCCUCCGAGGCCCAGGCCAAGUGGCGGCAGACCUCCUCCUCCUCCUGCUGGGGCGGCGAGGGGCGGUACACCGAGUGCGGCUUGCUUCUCGCAGGCGACGACGGUCCCUUGUCCACGGACGACGGCUCGCUGACGGGCAUCGCGUACGUCAAGAAGAGCUGGGUGAACGCGCUGGCGCUCGCGCACAAGGAGGGGCGGCCGCUGAGCUCCGUGCGCGUCGUCAAUGCGCCCAAGUACGUCGCCAUGGUGUCCGGCACCGGCGGCGCCUUCGCCGACUGGGGGUACCUGAACCAGGCGAGCGGGUGGGCCGACGCCGAGGCGAGCAUGAAGUGGUUGUACGAGCGCGUUGUGGCGACGGGGCGCGUGGCCUUCGUCAACGGUACGGUCGAGAGCCUCGCGGUAGACGAGGGCGCGAAACGGGUGACGGGCGCACAGCUAACAGACGGCACGACGCUAGCGGCAGACCUCGUGGUCGCAGCAGCAGGCGCCUGGACGCCAUCGCUCAUAGACCUCUCGACGCAGGCCGUAGCGACGGGCCAGGUCCUCGGCUACAUGGACCUGACCGAGGACGAGCAGCAGCGGCUCGAGAAGAUCCCCGUGCUCCUAAGCCUGUCCACAGGCGUCUUCGUCAUCCCGCCGCGCAACCGCGUGCUGAAAGUCGGGCGCCAUAGUUACGGGUACACAAACCCCAAACCGCCCUCCAAGCCACCCUUACGCGCUUCAGGACCCGACGGACCAGCACCUCCCGCCCUCGUCUCCCAACCGCACACACACCUAGACGAAGCGGCGCUCUCGAUCCCGCUGGAGGGUGAACAGGCACUGCGCGAGAGUCUACGAAGAAUCAUACCGUGGCCCGAACUACCAGACCGGCCAUUCUCUCGCACACGUCUGUGCUGGUACACGGAUACCGCUACGGGGGAUUGGCUUAUCGACUACCACCCGUACUGGGACGGACUGUUCAUCGCGACCGGUGGGAGUGGGCAUGCUUUCAAGUUCCUACCCGUCAUUGGGGAGAAGGUGGUGGACUGUAUCAAACAGAAUCCCCCACAAGAAUUUAAAGAGAAAUGGAGGUGGAGAGCAGACGGGAAUACUGGAGACUACGUGGUUACCAAAGAUGGGAGCAGAGGAGGAUUACACGGGUUAAUUCUGGACGAGGAGCAGCAAAAAAAAGUACAGUAAGGGACUCGGGAGUAGGUCUGACAAAUCACAAUUAAUUAAUGCAGUCACAAAAA